Messenger RNA from Miscanthus lutarioriparius, 363 nucleotides. The record is from the annotation of a GenBank genome assembly. NCBI's taxonomy places the organism in Eukaryota, Viridiplantae, Streptophyta, Magnoliopsida, Poales, Poaceae.
AUGCCCGCCACGCUGUCGGCGCCAGAGCUGGCCAGCGCGCGGGAGCUCAAGGACGCCGUGGCCGAGGCCGUCGAGGCGUUCCGGCGGCGCUCGGUGGCCGAAUCGACGCUGUCGUUGCGGGCGAAGGAUACUGCCGACGACGAGCUGGAGGAGGACGAUGUUGAUUCCUCGCCUGGCGCGGUGCCUUCGAACGAGGCCGUGUUCGAGUUCGAGGACGUGUUCAGGUUCGGUGGCAUGUCUGAUGCCGGAUCGUACUACGCGAGCCUGGCGCAGGGGCUGCUCGUAGACCCGCCGGACGCCGCCGGCGCGUGGCGGGAGGACGUCGAGCAUGGCACCACUGACAUUGCACUGUGGAGCCACUAG